Eupeodes corollae is the source of this 5543-nucleotide messenger RNA. RefSeq lists its product as uncharacterized. NCBI's taxonomy places the organism in Eukaryota, Metazoa, Arthropoda, Insecta, Diptera, Syrphidae. The transcript is spliced from 15 exons. Bases 1193 to 5350 code for a protein of 1385 amino acids. The record is from RefSeq and is a predicted model, not a curated record. Gene Ontology annotation, molecular function: kinase activity; protein binding.
CGAUAGUUUCUUCAACUUGGUGGACGUGCCCCAAUCCUAAGCAAAAGUCUAGUGUCUAGAGUGAAAUAAGGAUUUUCUCAAAGUGUUAAGGAUAGUAAUGAAACCGAUUGUCAAGUGCAUUGUUUAGCUCGAGGAUGAAUAUAAAUUCAAAUUCUAUUGCACGUUAAAAUCUAGUAGUGAAUGAAAAGACGGAUAUAAUGUGCAAACGUUUUGUGUGAUGGUUUUUGUUGUUGAGUCGUCUAUUGGUUUAGUGUAAAAGUGCAACAAACUUUACCCUCUGUGAAUGUGAUGUUGAAAAUGUAUAUAUAGGUAAUAAAAUGCGCUUUAUAUAGACUUAGACGUUAGAUAUCGCUUCAUCGCUGGGCGGGCGUCCGUCGUCUUCGUAGUCGUCGUGGGGUCCUCAACUGUCUCUUACAGCCUGUAUUAAUCGCAUGUCCUUUGGGUCAUGUGUUGUACAUAGCUUGUCCUGCUGCUACUGAUGUUAUAAAAAAAAAUAAAAAUAUGAAUUGUCCGACGAGGACUUGCUACUAUAAGGACAUGCAAUGCAAUCAUUAUUAAAAAUUCAUCAAUAUACUCGAACUCGCACUACCUUACCUAUACUGCUGGUAGGCUCUCUCUCUAUUGGACUCGUAGUUUCGGUCGGUCAAAUUGUCUAUGAGAUUGCACGAUAGACAAUCAAGGAUUUAGUGCUUUUCCAAGAGCGAUAUAGUGAAUGACUUUCCUGGAAAGAACUCCAGACUUCGUGUUCGUGAGCAAUGUGAUAAAUUUAAGUGACAGUCUUCUACAAAAAUUAUACUGAAAGUACUCGUAAGUGCGGCACUGACGACGACGGAGCGCGACGCGAAGGGUGGUGUUUGGCGGUCGGUGAUUCGAUCAAAAAGCUGCAAUUUUUAUACUCCUGUCAUUUUGCAAAGGACACUGGCCAUUUAGUUUGUUUAGAAAUGUAUGGAGUUUUGGAAUUUCACAUCCUAUAUUCAUCAUUUACAUGCAUGACUGGAAAUUUUUCGAACAUGGAGACUUAAUUAUAACUCCUACACUGCACAGUGCACAGUGCUUAACAAAUACCAUACUCUUUUUAGUUCAGUGCGGUGCGGAUUUGUGUUGUUGACUUGGCUUUUUGAGUUUUGAAUAAAGCUUUAAUUAGUGAGAAUUUGUGUUUAGUUCCAGUUGCGGGUCAGAGUGCAAUAAUAAAAUGCCACCGAAAAGGAAAAAACGUUUUCAUGGAUUGUAUUAUCAUUCUUCACCUCCCAGGGUCUUACCAAUGAACGCUCAGGCACCAGUUGAAACAAAAAAGAAAAGCGCUGAUGAUUUUUCCAUAAGAUUGUCCACCAUUCGGAUAUGGAUGCAUGAAAAAGAUAUUGGAAAAUUGACAAGGGUCCUGUGGGCGGGUCAAGGAAACCGAUUGAGACAGCAGGCGAGUACGAAUCCGAAAGUGAAGCGGUUCUUAGCAGCAGUCCCCUAUGUGAUGAAUUCGAUUAAGGAUGUCCAUCAAUCAGUUGUGGACAACAGUUUAGAAACUCUUCAAGCUACAAUGGAAUCGAACGUGCCUCCGACUCUAAUUACGUGUAAGGAUGCAAAUGGUUUGAAUGUGAUGCAUAAGGCAGCCGGCUUGGGUCAUACCAUGAUGUUGGAGUAUUUACUGGGUAUUUGGCCAGAUGGCGCUCAUGAGACAGAUAUGACGGGAAAGACAGCUUUACAUUGGGCUGCUAGUGCUAAAAAUAAUAUGCGAUGUUACACUCUUUUGACACAAGCUGGCUGUGAAGAAGAUGCUUUAGAUUAUAAAAUGAAAACUCCGCUAUAUUACAAGCAAAAACACAACGAAAUUGAACGGUCCUUCCUGACACAGGUGCCGGAAGCACCACGUGUUUCACAGGACAUCCCGGUUGAUUGGGAAGCUUUGGCUAGUGAUGAUAAUAGUGAUGAUAGAAAGAAACCUGAGAUAAAUAUUCCAAAUGGAAGAAGGAGGUCUGAUAUUUUGGGAAAUAGUGUAAAUCUUUUGACAUCUCGUUCAGAAGCAAACAGUAUUGAGAACACUUCAGAGCCGGAUCUUUUUCAAGGCGACAGUGUCAAUGAAGAACAUCCCGAACCAGCUCUCGAAGAAUCGGAAUCCAAAGAUGACCUAGACCAAGCCAUCGAAAACGGUCAUAUGACAAACAGUGAAGUAGACAUUUCAGAAUCUGAUCCUGCAAGUCCAUCAAAAACUCCUGAAGAAACCUCGAAUCUUGACAAUGAAGUCGAACCCGAAGACGAGCAACCUGAGAAACUACCAGAAAAAGAGAAUGUUGGAAAUGCUUUGAAUGAUCAUAAUAACAAUGAUGAAAAUGCUGUUAACGAAGCAGAACUCAAAGAAAGUGAAAACAAUGAUAAGAGUGAUGAUAAUGAAGAAAGAGACAACAAUGGUGAUGAAGGUAACAGGGUUAGUGAAAAAGAUGAAGAACACGAAAAUAAUGAAAAAGAAAUUGGUGAACAAGAAGAUAAAGAAGACGAAAAAGAAGAUGAAGAAAAAGAGGAAAUAAAAAAACAAGUGGAAGAGAAAGAAAAGGAGGAUGAAAAUGUAGAAAACAAAGAUGAAAAUGAAGAUAAAAAAGAUGAAGAAAAGACUGAAGUAACCGAUAGUAUUAAGGACAACAAUGAGAAACUUGAUGAAAAGGAUAUCAAUCCUGAAGAACAAAUGCAAAAUGGAAAAGAAGAAAUCGAAUCAGAGGAAAUUCCAAGUGCUGACGAAACAAUCCCUAAAAGUCCUGAAAAAGGAAAUAAUGAGGAACAUGAAUCAGCAUCACCUUUGACAGAAAAGACUCAAGGAAAUGAGAUUCAAUCAGAUGAAAAUCAGUCAAAACCUACUGUUUCGGAGGAACAACCAUUAGCAGAUGCAGUUAGUAGUAUAGAUAGUAUUUCAAAGUCAGAAACACCAGUAAAAGAACAAGAAUCACCAGAACCAGAAACUCAUAAGACUUCUUUUGAGCAAUCUUCUUCACCAGAAAAUACUAAAUCAGAGAAUUCUCAACCAGAACGCCCACAAUCAAUCAAAUCUGUAACUGGGUCAUCUCAUUCAGAUGACUCUCAACCUCAAAAAUUAGAUGCGAGUCCCCAAAAAACAGAUGAAAUCCCAGUUAAAAUGAUAGAUAAAGAAAACAAGGAAUCCAAUAACGAGAAACCUAAUGAAAAAGAUAAAAAGACGGACGAAGAAGAAGACGACGACGAUGAUGAUGAUGAUCAGGAUCUAGAGAUUAAACGAAUAGACACACCACCACCCAUCAACCAUCACCAACAAUCUCAAAUUGACGAAAAUGAAAACAAUCCUGACUUUGACGAUAAGAUGAUCUCCGAGUCACCAACAUCAUCAAUGGCUAUCGAAGGAUUCAUCCGUGGUGAUUCUGAGGAUAAUCAAGUUCAGUCAGAAAGUGCAGCUUACUUAGAUGAUGAAGAACGAUAUAUUGAAGCAAUUAUAAAUUCUGGAGACAUGGAACAGCUUGCUGCAUUGGUUUUGAAUGGGGAUGGUAAAAAGAUUAUGAAUAAAAAAUCUUCUAAGCCAGAAAUUCAAGCAUUUUUGACAAAUGUUCCAGCUUAUAUGGAUAAAAUAUCACGUGUUCAUGAGGCGGCUAGACAAGGAACUUUAUAUCAAUUACAAGCUGCAUUGGACAGACGGAAAUUUGCAAUUGCUAAAGAUGAAUCUUCACCUUGUGGAGCAUCACCACUUCAUGUUGCUGUCUUAUUUGGACACUCAGAUAUCGUUCGUUAUCUAGCUGGACGAUUCCCGGAAACAACUAGCGCCGUUGAUGAUGAUGGCCGAACGGCGCUUCACUAUGCUGCAACAAUAAACGAUAAUGGACAUUUCUUCAACCUCCUAUCGCAUUUGGGAGGCAAUCCUAAGGCAACUGACAAAUUGGGAAAUACAGCAGAGUUCUAUAUGAACGAUGAGCGGGCCAAGGAUGUCCUUACGUACAGGCAAUUGUUGAAACGAUUCGGUUCAGAAGAGCUCGAGGAUGAAAUGCUCAGCGAUCAAGUACCGGAUGACUUGCACAGUUCUCGUAGGAACAUACUUGACAUUGAUGUUGCAACAACCUUAGAACGAUGUUUUUCGGUAAUACAGGAAUCUAGUAAAUGUCUCAGCAGCGCAACAGCUUCAGCUGUUGCAACUCAACGGAGACCCAGAAGCGCUUCGUCUCAACCACUAACAGUUACAAGUAACUUAGGUAAAUUUCUUCGACGAAGUGUGUUCGAUAAAAUUAAGAAACGCCAAACCCGUCUCGAUCAUAAUUUAUUUGACGUGAUUUGGCCAGCAAUGCGGAAAGUCACUAGAGAACGAAGAUUUGACGAAGAGUUGAAUUCUGGUAUCAUUGCACCCGAUUAUGAUGUUUAUGUAGUAUUCCAGGAGUUUCUAGUGCCACUGAUAAAGGACAUGCAUUGUCUCAACAUAAGUAGUGAUUUCAAGCCGCAUCCAAGGAUUUUUUACUUUCCCCUUGCCAAUGGUGAGCGUAUGACCAACAUACCAUUUGUACUGAACGACGAAUCAAAACUGAUUACUCAGUGUUCGGUUGAGUGCUCAAGGAACCUGGACUUCCUUGAACUGCCGUUGAAUUUGAAUGUGGCACAAAUUGAACACGCCGAAAGAACUAUGAUGGGGAAGAUAUUUACAACGAACUUUGCCAAAGCUAUCGGUGACCGGGAAACUGGAAGCUAUUACACUCUGAAUGAGGUCCUUGAAGACAACUCAGCUAUAAGGAAGAUGUUAUCGGAUGCUGGAUUGUUGAUAUCGAAUUUGGAGGUGAAAAAUCGGGCUGAGGAAGCCGAAAGUCAAGCCUACAAUGGUCAGCUGUGGCCGUAUGGACGAGGAGUAUUUGUGAACUCAGAACAAAAUCUAGCCCUCUGGUUGAAUUGUCAAGAACACCUUAGGAUUAUCGCUUCGAAUGGUAGACUUGAAGCCUCCAAUAUUGGAAGUGUUUAUAGUAAAGUUGGGCGAGCGGUGACGUUUCUCGAGACUCAGUUGCAUUUCAAAGAGAGCUACCUCCUGGGAUAUCUUGCUGCAAGGCCACAUUUCCUGGGAACUGGUCUUAAAAUAACUACAACCAUUCAAUUGCCAAACCUAAUUAAGGAAAUCGAUAAUUUGCGACAUUUGUGUUCAGUCCGAGGACUGCUAAUGAUGAGUAGCGAUCUCAAAAACUCGGUUCGUCUCGUAAAUAUGCAAAGUCUAGGUGCUACCGAAUUGUUACUCUUCAAGGAAUACUGCACAGCUGUAGUGAAUAUCAUUUCAUUAGAGAAAGACAUGUCGUUGACAAAUUCAAAACACAUCGCCUCAAUGUUGGUCAAAAUAUUUAGACGAAAAAAGAACAGUUUAAUUGAUAGGACUUAGAAACAAGAAACUAUUUUAAGCUAAAGGUUUUUUGUUUUGUUCUUGUUUGUUUGUUUUUUUCAUUGUUGUAGUUUUAAAAUGUUAUUCUUUUAAUGCGCCUUCAGUUUUUUUCUUUAAUACAUAAAUGCAUUGGUCUUGUAUUAUACAAAGUUUUAUUCCUAUAAACCUACCAAACAAAAAUUAUAUUAAAUAC